AUGCCGCGCUCCUUCCUGGUUAAGAAAGUCAAGCUUGAUGAUUUCCCAUCUCCUACAACCAGCAUCCCAUCGCCGACCUCAGACUACGAUAACGCUUAUGGCAGACGCGCCACCAAUAACGUUGGAAGCCUAACUGCCCGAUUGCACGAAAAAGGGUACAUCAGUGACUAUAUCACGCCUUCCGUUUACGAUGGAGACCCACAGAACGCGAUUAAACUGUCUUCGUCCGAGCCUAUCUAUGCAGCGGUUCACGGUGAGUACGGAGUCCCAGACUCGGAGCCACCAGACAGCCCACAAUCGGGGAUUACAACCGGCUAUAUCAACGGGGAUGCUGCGGUGAGCGAAGGCUACACGGUGGAUGCCUUCUUCAUCACUGACGGCAGAUCGAGGAGGAAGGCCAUUGCCGGCCCCAGGAGCACAAUUCAGCGUCACACAUGCAACGAGUGCGGGAAGACCUAUGCCACCUCGUCCAACUUGAGUCGGCACAAGCAGACCCACCGAAGCUUGGACAGUAAGAUGGCCAAGAAGUGUCCGACCUGUGCCAAGGUCUAUGUAUCCAUGCCGGCCAUGGCCAUGCACCUCCUGACCCACGACCUCAAGCACAAGUGUGAAAUCUGCGGCAAAGCCUUCAGCAGACCCUGGCUCCUCCAAGGUCACAUGCGGUCUCACACCGGGGAGAAACCUUUCGGGUGCGCUCAUUGUGGUAAAGCCUUUGCUGACCGCUCCAACCUCAGAGCCCACAUGCAAACUCAUUCAGCUUUCAAACACUUCAAGUGCAAACGGUGCAACAAGACCUUUGCUUUGAAGUCCUAUCUGAACAAGCAUUAUGAAUCCGCCUGUUUUAAAGGCGCUGUCCCUGUACUGAACGCAGUCGAAGCCUGA
Molecule: messenger RNA, 882 nt
Organism: Carcharodon carcharias (great white shark)
Lineage: Eukaryota; Metazoa; Chordata; Chondrichthyes; Lamniformes; Lamnidae
Product: transcriptional repressor scratch 1-like
Exons: 2
Coding region: 1-882 (293 amino acids)
Biological process (GO): regulation of DNA-templated transcription
Molecular function (GO): DNA-binding transcription factor activity, RNA polymerase II-specific; RNA polymerase II cis-regulatory region sequence-specific DNA binding
Source: RefSeq, a predicted model, not a curated record